Dentiscutata erythropus is the source of this 1086-nucleotide messenger RNA. NCBI's taxonomy places the organism in Eukaryota, Fungi, Glomeromycota, Glomeromycetes, Diversisporales, Gigasporaceae. The record is from the annotation of a GenBank genome assembly.
AUGUUAAAUAAACAAGCAACUGUUAUCGGAGCUGGAGUUUCGGGACUAACAACUGCAGUCCUGUUGCAAGGAGAAUAUGAGGUUACAAUUGUAUCAAAAAACUUUCCGGGAGAAUUAAAAGGCGAAUAUGCUAGCCCAUUGGCUGGCGCUCACUGGAGAAGUGAUGCAAAAUCUGGAGACACUCGGCAACAAGAAUUUGAUAGAAAGACCUUUAACCACUUUUGGGAUAUAGCCCAUACCAAAUCAUAUGAAACUGGAAUAAUGGCUGUAGACGGUUUAGACUAUUGGGAUAAACAACCUCCAUUAGGGUGGGAAGAACCAUGGUUCAAAGAUUUAUGUCCAGAAGAAGAAUUACCAGUUGGCGUUGAAUUUGGAAUUACAUAUAAGACAAUCACAAUUAAUCCACCUAAAUAUCUUUCUUAUCUCCUAAAACGCUUUUACUCUCUUGGGGGAAUUACUAAACGCACCUCUUUGUCUCAUAUCAAAGAGGCGAUCUUUCAUAAUACUGAUGUCGUAGUAAAUUGUUCGGGACUCGGUUCGAGAACUUUAGGAGGUGUUCAAGAUAAAGAUAUUUAUCCAGCGAGCGGACAAACAGUAUUGGUUCAAUUGCCCGUUGGCCACAUAAAUUGGACAUUUGGACGAUAUGCAGCCGGAAGGACUGAUGGUGGCACACAUAGAGAAAAUGAAAUUAUCACCUAUGUAAUACCGCGGGAUAAUGGAGAAGUGAUACUUGGUGGAACAUAUGGUCAGCACGACUAUUCUACUACACCUGAUGCGAAGAUUGCAGAUGCAAUUGUCUCACGAUGCCUUUCUACACGUCCAGAUCUAUUACCCAAAGGUGAAACCAAACUUAAUAUCAAAAGGCAUAGUGUUGGAUUACGUCCUGUUCGAAAAAAUGGAAUCAGAAUCGAAUCAGAAUGGACAUUAUCCGAAAAAACAGGAAAAAAAGUUUUAAUAUGCCAUAAUUAUGGUCAUGGAGGAUAUGGAUGGCAAUCAAGUUAUGGUGCAUCAACUUAUGCAAUUCAAACUCUGAAACAAGCCCUUAAGGACGCAUAUAACGGGAAUAUAGUAGCAAAUCAAACACCC